UAAAGCACAAUUUUAGAUUUGAAGCUCGGGACUCAAUAAUGAUCCCACAGCCCACUGCGAGGGAAGCCGGGCACCCCAGGGCCUGUGGAGGGUGCAGCGGGCUGUAGGCAAGGGCAGGGGGAGUGGGCCACGCUGCUGGUUGGUGCCUGAAAUCUGUGCGUUGCCCCUUUAAUUGUGUCCCCAGCCCGCGGGCGUUUCUGUCCAACGCCCACGUCAGCAAAUACCUUUUGUUUCUCUCACGUUGGGGCUACUUGUUUUAGGGCGCCAAGGCACGGCCCCGGAAGGGGGCUCUUCCCCCCGCCGAGCGCCCAGGAACCUGCCCCCGGCCCGAGCGCGCGACCCGCCGGUGCUCGGCGGCCCGCGGACAAUCCUUCACACAGAGAUUUGUGUUUGAAUUGAAAUUGCCUCCUUUCUACUUCAAUCAACUCAGGAUUUCAAGAGCAGCUUCAUACAUUUCCAGAUAUCUCCACACCUUUCUCUGCGAGUUUGACUUCCCAUCUAAGCUUCAGGUCAGCAUUCCUGUGCCCACGUGGGCGUUUCUACUUGUUCUCACACAGACUUCAGUAUACUGAAAACCAGUCAUUGUGGUGUGGUGGAGCAUCAGUUAGAGAUCCCAACUCAGAAUGGAGAUCUCCUCUCAUCAGUCCCAUCUCCUGCAGCAACUGAACGAACAACGCAGACAAGAUGUGUUUUGUGACUGCAGUAUUCUCGUGGAAGGCAAAGUCUUCAAGGCACACCGAAAUGUGCUCUUUGCUAGUAGUGGAUACUUUAAAAUGCUCCUCUCCCAGAAUUCAAAGGAGACAAGCCAGCCGACCACAGCUACCUUUCAGGCUUUCUCCCCAGACACUUUUACCGUUAUCCUGGACUUCGUCUACUCUGGCAAACUCUCCCUUACUGGUCAGAAUGUGAUAGAGGUGAUGUCCGCUGCCAGCUUCCUGCAGAUGACUGACGUCAUCAGUGUGUGUAAGACCUUCAUCAAAUCUUCAUUAGACAUUAGUGAGAAAGAGAAGGAUCGCUAUUUCAGUCUCUCUGAUAAAGAUGCCAGUUCGAAUGGUCUAGAGCGUUCUUUUUAUAGUGGCGGCUGGCAAGAAGAAAGCAGUUCUCCACAUUCCCGCCUGAGCCCCGAUCAAGGAACAGGUGGAGUAAGUGGGAAAUCUUGGAAUAAAUAUAAUUACCAUCUACCUUCUCAAAGAAAUAUGCAACAAAUUCUGGCCAAGCAUGAACAGAGGAAGGAUUCCAUUAAAAAGUCAAAACACCUGAGGCUGUCAAAGCCUCCUGAAGUUGCUCAUUUUAAGUCAAGUAAACGGGAAGUGCAGACCUCUGAUUCUUCCAGCCACGUUUCCCAGUCUGAAGAACAAGCACAAACUGAUGUGGAAAUAGACUCUGCUCCUAUUGGCUAUCCAUAUGGUCAAGGAUCUGAUGGCAUACCCAGAAGUUUUUCAGAUGACCUGCCCCGGAUGCGGUUUAAGUGCCCUUUCUGCACACACGUGGUGAAAAGGAAAGCUGACCUCAAGCGCCACCUUCGCUGUCACACGGGGGAAAGGCCCUACCCCUGUCAAGCUUGUGGGAAAAGGUUCAGCAGGCUAGACCAUCUCAGUAGCCAUUUCCGAACAAUUCACCAGGCCUGCAAACUCAUCUGCCGGAAAUGCAAGCGCCACGUGACGGAUCUCACAGGACAAGUGGUACAGGAAGGCACCCGGCGCUACAGACUCUGCAACGAGUGCCUUGCCGAGGUGGGCAUCGACAGCCUCCCCAUGGACCUGGACGCGCAGCAGCAGCUUCUGUCCCCGUCCGAGGGAGACAAGGAUUCUAGGUGGCACAUGAGUGAAGACGAGCAUAGAUCAUACGUGGAGAUCAUUGAGGACGGGUCUGCUGAUCUGGUCAUACAGCAGGUUGAUGACAGCGAAGAAGAAGAAGAAAAGGAAGUAAAGCCCAACAUUAGGUAGCUGUUAUGUGAAGCCACAGACCUCACACGUCUGCAGCUUUGUGUGACUUCCUGCAUCUGUGUCUCUCCAUGGUCAGAGCCUGGUUAACACUUUUAUCUGACUGACUUCAAAGUCACCACCUGACAUAACUUGCAUGCUUUCUGAACGGGGCAUUGUGCCCAUUCCUGGACUGUGUUGCCCUAAAAUAUGUUGCUGCACUGGAAAGAAAGACAUAGCCUGAGUUGGCAUGGUAGGGGGACAAUUACUCCUCUUGCUUCUAUUACAGAGAUAUCUUUUUCCUUUUAAUAUUGGAAGUUCUACUUAGCAAACUUUUUUCAAGGGAAGUAUUUUAAAUAAAGCUACCACAAUCA
Messenger RNA from Sorex araneus (European shrew), 2296 nucleotides. It is a transcript of the gene ZBTB8A, whose product is annotated as zinc finger and BTB domain containing 8A. The record is from RefSeq and is a predicted model, not a curated record. Gene Ontology annotation, biological process: regulation of transcription by RNA polymerase II. Lineage: Eukaryota; Metazoa; Chordata; Mammalia; Eulipotyphla; Soricidae. The transcript is spliced from 6 exons. The coding region runs from base 624 to 1946 and encodes 440 amino acids. Gene Ontology annotation, molecular function: protein binding; RNA polymerase II cis-regulatory region sequence-specific DNA binding; DNA-binding transcription factor activity, RNA polymerase II-specific.